AUGUGCCUGGAUCAGCCGAACUCGGCUCUGGACCAAUACGGUCGCGCGGCCGAGAAGUUCCCCGGGGAGACCCACAUUUUGGUGGGCCUGGCCAGGACCUACGAUAUGCUGAACGCACUCCUGCGCGGGGUGAGCUUUUACAAGAAGGUCUUGCAGUACGACGCCGUGAACUCGGAGGCCAUCGCCUGCCUGGCGUCCCAUCACUUCUACACGGACCAGCCGGAGCUGGCGCUGCGCUUCUACCGGCGGAUGCUGCAAAACGGGGUGGCCUCCGCCGAGCUUUGGAACAACAUGGGGCUUUGCUGCUUCUAUGCCGGGCAGUACGACCUCACGCUGAGCUGUUUCGAGCGUGCGUUGAUGCUCUCAGAUGACAACAACAUGGCGGAUGUAUGGUACAACAUAGGGCAGGUUGCCAUCGGCGUGGGGGAUUUGGGCCUGGCCUACCAAGCCUUCAAGAUCGCCAUCAGCGUGGAUCCAAACCACGCAGAGAGCUACAACAACAUCGGAGUCCUCGAGCUGCGCAAGGGCAACGUGGAGCAGGCGCAGGCGCACUUCGGCACAGCCAUGCGGCUGGCGCUGCACCUCUUCGAGCCGGCCUUCAACGGGGGCUUGUUGGCCUUCAAGCUGGGAGAGUUCCAGGACAGCUUCGAGCUGGCCAACAAGGCCCUGGAGGCAUACCCAGAGCACAUUGAGAGCAAAGAGCUCAUCAAGCAGCUGAAGGCUCACUUCUCCUCAUUGUAG
Messenger RNA from Effrenium voratum, 741 nucleotides. NCBI's taxonomy places the organism in Eukaryota, Dinophyceae, Suessiales, Symbiodiniaceae. The record is from the annotation of a GenBank genome assembly.